UCGAUGGGGAAAAAAACUUCCUCCAAACCCUAAACUCGGCCAAACCCCACAGGCCAUCAGAUAGGCCUCCAACCGCCGGCCCCCUGUCCCCUGCAGUCCACCCAUGGCGGCGGUGAGCCAGAGCGAUGCGCCUCACCGGGAGCCCGGGCAACGCCGUCCCAUGUGCGGCGUCUGCGCGAAGCCCCUCCGCCUCUGCCUCUGCGGCCGCCUCCGCUCCCCGCCGGUGGACAACGCCGUCGGAGUCACCGUGCUCCAGCACGCGAUGGAGGCCCACCACCCGCUCAACUCCACGCGCGUGGCGCGCCUCGGCCUCCGCAACCUCGCCGUCGUUCAGGUCACCGACGUCAACCACCGCGCCCGCUUCAUCCUCACCACGCUUGAGGCCGCCGGCGGCUCCGGCGCGGCGGCGUCGGGUCUUGGAGGCGGUCCUGUGGCUGCUCAUUUUGGAAACCAUGAUCGGUCUGACGGGCCUAAGGAGAUCGACUUGCAGAAUGGCUGUGGCCUUGCGGUUCCUCGUGAUGGGAUUUGCGCCAAAUCAGAUCGAAAAGAUAGCGCGAGCUGUGAUUUUGACGGGUCAGGAUUGAAUGCCUGUGGUUAUCUGGGCGCUGAAGACAUCAGUUUUGGUGAUUCUUGUGAAAGGUUGGAUCGUGGGGACCUCAAUGAUGGGAUCUUCUGCAAUCUUGCUGGAGAGGUUGGUUCUCUUAGUUGCUGCCACAAUGAUGGUGGGUGUGUCAGAUUCAUCAAGAAGACGAAGGGUGAUGAACGGCCUGCAGAUCUUGAAAGGCCUAACUCUGCAGCAAACCAGAUAGAGAACUCUGUUGAUGACUCAACUAUAGGUGAAAGCAACCAGGGGUUGACCUAUAAGGGUUGGACCAGGAAAAACAUGGAUAAGUGCGCUAUUGCAUACACAGAGAAGGAACUAAGGAUUGAUAUCGAACGUGGAGUGAAACCCAAAAUCAGAUGGUUAUCAAGAGGCCCGCUUGGUGAAGCAGCUGUCGCGAAUGGCUUUCUUGUCACAAAGAUACAGAUGAAGAAGUGUAAACUCACUGGAGAAGUAACAGUAUUUGAGGAAUUCUCAAUCACCAUACCACCAAAAUCUGCUUUGCUAUUUCCGUGCCAGCGGGCAAUCAAUAUCGAUGCUUCAGGUUGUCAGGUACAGCAUUUGAUUGUGUUGGAUGGCACUUGGGCAAAAGCACAGAGGAUGUACCAUGAGAAUCCAUGGUUGCAGCUUCUGCCACAUGUGAAGCUGGAGUCAGAUAGGGUUAGCUUGUAUAGUGAGGUGAGGCAUGAGCCAAAGGCUGGGUGCUUGUCUACCAUUGAGAGUAUAGUUGUUGCCAUGAGGAAACUGGGAGAGGAUUCAAAGGGAUUGGAUGAUCUCUUGGAUGUUUUUGAGUCGAUGAUUGCUGAUCAGCGACGAUGCAAGGAUGAGAAUGUGAAGCAAAAGCUGAAGUCCUAAUCAUAAGGUCUUAUCAUCAUCAGUCUGUUAUCUAACUUCAUGAUGACCUCUGGAUGCAUUUUUCAGUCCAGAUGACAUAUUUACGUUACUUCAUACUCAGAUUUUUUUAAUGCUGAAACUUCAUAGUUAGAUGGUGUUUUCCAUUUAAGCCUUAUCUCAUUUUCUGGUUAGGGCAGAACAUAUCAUUGCCAGUUUCCCCUUCUAUGAUCAGAUCUGACUCUUUUCUCAUUGUUGCUAAGCUCUCAUACACAAAUAUAUUUUGUAGACUUGGACCUAUGGUAAUCAUUUUGAAUGGGAUGAUGAUACAUCAGAUAUCUGAUACAGCA
This is a messenger RNA of Sorghum bicolor (sorghum), 1782 nucleotides long. RefSeq lists its product as uncharacterized. NCBI's taxonomy places the organism in Eukaryota, Viridiplantae, Streptophyta, Magnoliopsida, Poales, Poaceae. Bases 104 to 1456 code for a protein of 450 amino acids. The transcript is spliced from 2 exons. The record is from RefSeq and is a predicted model, not a curated record.